Artibeus jamaicensis (Jamaican fruit-eating bat) is the source of this 4202-nucleotide messenger RNA. RefSeq names its product leucine rich repeat and Ig domain containing 4 (gene LINGO4). NCBI's taxonomy places the organism in Eukaryota, Metazoa, Chordata, Mammalia, Chiroptera, Phyllostomidae. The coding region runs from base 1636 to 3570 and encodes 644 amino acids. The transcript is spliced from 2 exons. The record is from RefSeq and is a predicted model, not a curated record. Gene Ontology annotation, molecular function: protein binding.
UUGAAAUACCUCACUGCAUUUUCCUGCGGGCUUCAGCGGAGGCAGAAGCAUCAAGCUCAGAGACUGGUGGCUGGAGCCCAGAAGGACCUGUAGACAACUUGAAUCUGGAUCUUUAGAUUUCCUGCUUUUUUUCUUUCUCCCAGCUCAGCAAGGAAAUGAUUGGGCACCCUGCCUUUUUCCUGGGGUCGUAAAAAGAAAAACUGCAUACAUGGACAGUGAGGGGCUGGGGUUAAUUUUUUUAAUGGGACUUGGGUACAGGAUAGGAGGCAAGGAAAGCCAGGAGCAUCACAGACAGAGAGAGUUAGAACUCAAACUUCUUACGUGCACUUUAAAAAUAGACAUUAGAGGUUAGCACAAAUCUGAUCAGUGACGCACGUCCACAUACAGGUGAAACACACACUCAACCUGCAACCACGCAGUUCUACAGACACACUUGAUCUGACACACUCUCUGUCUUCCUUGAGGUAAUGCAUUGCUCAGGGGAGCUUCAGGAAGAGCGCCAAUCCUGAGGGACCCCAGAACAUUCCCAUGGUGCCCCACCCACCAGCCUUAGACCUGGGGUGCUCCAAACUCUAUCCCAGCCCAGCUGCCUCCUAUCACAAGAAAAUCCAAGAGAAGCAGAGUUGGUUGGACACUGAUCAGUCGGAAGGCCAAGGACAGACCCCUGGAGGACUGCGUGGGCCCUGCUCUGCUUAAGGAGAAAGGAAGUAGAUGCCGUUCUGCCACUCAGCUUCGGGAACCACCGACUCCUGGGGGAGGAGGCCCUCCUUUUGGCUUUAAAAAGAGCUGUGCAACCUCUGCUGGGGGACUAACAGCAGGUCCUGGGAGGGGGGUUGCCUGGCGGGGGAGGGAUUAUUAGUUGGGUAAACAUAAACCCCAACUUGUGCCAUUCUUUAUAAAAUAAUUUUGAAGGCAAGAGGUGUGUGUGUCGGGGGAGCCUCCAAUGAGAUUACCUACACACUGCUCUGCAGUCUGGUUCCUGCGUGGGGACCCAGGUUUUCAGCCCGGCCACCCACCAGCGUUUGUAAGGACCCUAGCCCCCACUUCCAUCAUCCCUCCUGAAGCUUGGGAGCCGGUCCACAGGAGCCCCCACGGAAAGAGCCUCAAGUUAAUCUCCACAGAGGGUGUUCCGGGCUGAGAACUUUCCCCACAAAGGAUACCCACAGGGGACAUUUACACUGAGAGGUUACACAGAAUUACCUUGCCUCUGGGAGACUGAAAGACAACGCUUAGAAAGGUGCUUGGCCCCAGAGCUCCCCAGAAGGGAAGCAGGAUAUCCAAGAGACCCUUUGGAGCUGCCCAGCCGCUUCUACUGCCCACCCCCACCCCCACCCCUCACUCGCCGUUCUCUGGUGGUGCUCACUGCAGCCCUCCCUAGUUGCUUUAUUUAUUUAUUUUGCACCAACAGGGUUGCUGCAGACUCAUUCUCGCCUGGUUUAAAAAGAGAGAGAGGAAAAAAAAAAAAGGAGAAAUGCUUUCUGGCUCUUUUUCUACCUCGGUCUUGGCAGCAGCGGAUGCAGCACCAACAGAAGCAGCGGGCAGACAGGCGGACAGACGGGCAGGCAGGCAGACAGGCGGGCAGGGGGUCAGUGGGAGUGAGCUCCGGGGGCUGGCGUGAGCCAAGGUGCAGCUCGCAUGGGACGGCCCCCAGCUCUGGACAGAUGCAGCGCCCAACUUGAUGCGGCUCCCCAGCUUCUCCGGCCCAGGGAAGUCUAUGGUCACCAUCACCUGAAGCCACUUUCCAAAAAGGUCCAUGUCAUCAUCUGUUCCAGGAGUGAAGAGGGAAUGGCUGCAGCCACAGUAGCUCCAAAGCAAGCCUGGCCCCCGUGGCCCCCUCUCCUUUUCUUGCUCCUGUUGCCUGGAGGGAGCAGUGGCAGCUGCCCUGCUGUAUGUGACUGCACCUCCCAGCCCCGGGCAGUGCUCUGUGACCACCGGAGGCUGGAGGCCGUGCCUGGGGGACUCCCCGUGGACACUGAGCUCCUGGACCUGAGUGGGAACCACCUGUGGGCGCUUCAGCAGGGGAUGCUCUCCCGCCUGGGCCUGCUCCAGGAACUGGACCUCAGUUACAACCAGCUUUCCACCCUGGAGCCAGGGGCCUUCCAUGGCCUACGAAGCCUACUCACCCUAAGACUGCAGGGCAAUCGGCUGCGAAUCAUGGGGCCAGGGGUCUUCUCAGGCCUGUCUUCCCUUACCUUGCUGGACCUCCGCCUUAACCAAAUUGUCCUCUUCCUUGAUGGAGCAUUUGGGGAGCUGGGCAGCCUCCAGCAGUUAGAGGUUGGAGACAACCACCUGGUGUUUGUGGCUCCGGGGGCCUUUGCAGGGCUGGCCAAGCUGAACGCCCUCACCCUGGAGCGCUGCAACCUCAGCACAGUGCCCGGCCUGGCCCUGGCCCGGCUCCCCGAACUAGUGGCCCUAAGACUUCGAGAACUGGAUAUUGGGAGGUUGCCGGCGGGGGCGCUCCGGGGGCUGGGGCAGCUAAAAGAGCUGGAGAUCCAUCACUGGCCAGCUCUGGAGUCCCUGGAGCCCGGGAGCCUGGCUGGGCUCAAUCUUAGCAGCCUGGCCAUCACCCGCUGCAAUCUGAGCUCCGUGCCCUUCCAGGCACUGCGCCACCUGAGCUUCCUCAGGGUCCUGGAUCUAUCUCAGAACCCCAUCUCAGCCAUCCCAGCCCGAAGGCUCAGUCCCCUGGUGCGACUCCAGGAGCUUCGACUCUCCGGGGCCUGCCUCACCUCCAUCGCUGCCCAUGCCUUCCAUGGCUUGACUGCCUUCCACCUCCUGGAUGUGGCAGACAAUGCCCUUCAGACACUGGAGGAAACGGCGUUCCCUUCUCCAGAUAAACUGGUCACCCUGAGGCUGUCUGGCAACCCCCUGACCUGUGACUGCCGCCUCCUGUGGCUGCUCCGGCUACGCCGCCGCCUGGACUUUGGCACAUCCCCCCCUGCCUGUGCUGGCCCUCAGCAUGUCCGGGGGAAGAGCCUGAGGGACUUCUCAGACAUCCUACCUCCAGGGCACUUCGCUUGCCAACCAGCCCUGAUCCAAAAGUCUGGGCCACGAUGGGUCAUAGCAGAGGAGGGGGGACGUGCUGUUUUCUCCUGCUCUGGGGAUGGGGACCCCGCCCCCACUGUCUCUUGGAUGAGGCCUCCAAGGGCUUGGUUGGGAAGGGCUGGGCGAGUAAGGGUGCUAGAGGAUGGGACGCUGGAGAUCCGCUCCGUGCAGCUACGGGAUAGAGGGGCCUAUAUCUGUGUGGUCAGCAAUGUUGCUGGGAAUGACUCCCUGAGGGCCUGGCUAGAAGUAAUCCAAGUUGAGGCACCAAAUGGCACUCGCUUUGACCACAACAUUACCACACCGGGGGUCCCGGGGCCUUUCUUCCUAGACAGCAGAGGUGUAGCUAUGGUGCUGGCGGUUGGCUUCCUCCCCUUCCUUACCUCUGUGACUCUCUGCUUUGGCCUCAUUGCCCUGUGGAGCAAGGGCAAAGGACGGGUCAAGCAUCAUGUGACCUUUGAUUUUGUGGCACCUCGGCCCUCUGGGGAUAAGAACUCUGGGGGUAACCGGGUCACUGCCAAGCUCUUCUGACCUUAACUUUCAUGCUGGGGACCCGGCCAAACCAGCUUCAGAUAGCAAAAGGGAAGGGAAACAAGGCCACGUGGACCAGAACCCCAUCCCAAGCAGCACAGGCCUCCCACAAUCCUGCCUGCACCGUUAGCACAGCCAUGAUGCCUCCUAAUAGAGAGUCUGCCUCAUGCUUUUGCAGUCUGAGGAUAGCAGUGUCACCCCUUCCCAGAGGACCCCAGGGAGCUGGAGAUAUACACCUUAUAGUCAGCCCAGCCUUGCCCACCAUGCACAAAGCAGGAAACAUAACCAAGACUCCAGCCUGCUAGUCUAACCAUCAGCCUUCCCUUACACACACUUAUACUCUUUUAUAACCAAUACCAACUGCCAACCACAGCUUCAAGAUUAUUUCAGAGCAAAGUGUCAGUUGCUUCUUAGAAUCUUUGCUCCUCAAUCAGGUACUGUCCCUCUCUUUCUGCUUUGUUCCCUUCUCCAGGCACAAGGAACCAGGAUUGAGGACCUCAGGCUAAGGAGAGGAGGGUACAGUGUGGGAUGGGGAAGACAGAUGACACACUUGGUACUGUGUCCGCAUAAGCCUCCACCACUUGCCUCUGUCACACCAUUAAACCUGCUGCCCAAAGGCUAUGACUGUAGCA